Colius striatus (speckled mousebird) is the source of this 1260-nucleotide messenger RNA. RefSeq names its product potassium channel tetramerization domain containing 18 (gene KCTD18). NCBI's taxonomy places the organism in Eukaryota, Metazoa, Chordata, Aves, Coliiformes, Coliidae. The record is from RefSeq and is a predicted model, not a curated record.
AUGUGUACUGGAGCUCAUGCUACUUUUAACUCUUUCAAAUUGUCUCGAUCCAAAAUUGAAAAAAAAAAUCUGCAAUACGAAGAAAAUAUGUAUCUGCAGUUAGAAUUAGAAAUGCAUCUAGAAUUAGAUUUUAGCAUUUUAGGUGGAGUACACCUGUUUAAAUAUCUUUUGGAUUAUCUUCAUGGAUAAGUUCAGAUUCCUGAAGAUGAGCAAAUUCGAAUUCUACUGCAGGAGACAGCAGAUCAUUUUGGCAUCCCUUACCCAACCAGUCUGCCUGAUCAUUUGGCUAAUGAAAUAGAGACGUAUUCUUUGAAGUAAAAUAUAGAAAUUUAAAGAGUCUUGGUUGAUUUUUGUAAUUCUUAUGAUUUAGUUUGUACUAAGGCUACAGUUUGGGUCCUGCACUGUCUCAACACUUCUGGAGCAAGCUGUGAAAGUAAGAUUAUUGGUGUGUAUGCCACAAAAGCAGAUGGGACUGAUGCAAUUAAUAAAGAUCAAGGAAUGAAAAUGCAUAGUAAAAGCAUUUACAAAAGAGAAGCUGGAAAUAAUGUCCAAUUCAUCUGGAGCUAUUACUCAGCAGAUGAGUUGAAAAAGAUGCUGGAUGCUUUUGAUGCCUGGGAAGCGAGAGGUAGAGUAUCUUUUUUAGUCAGCUACCAGAGAGUGCCUCAGGAGAUGACUGAAUGCUGGACUCUUGAAGAGAACCCUUUGAAAGGCAUCAUAAAGCCAGUUCAUAAAAGAUGACUAAUUGACUUUACUAAAGAGGAAGACUAUUUGCUACGUAAAGCGGGUCCUAAGCCAAUUAGAUUCUCAGGUCCCUCAAAAAGUACCGUUAUCAAAGUCAAGAAUUUAGCUUCCUUAAAGGUAGCUGCUCACAAUGCUUCACGUUCUGCAGCAACUCUUAAAGGGCCCCAUAGUGAAAGUUCAACACGGCACAAAGUAGCUUCUGAAACAUCUACCAGACACAGGCGGGUGCCCAGCAGUUCCUAGGCACCCAGAGGGAGGCAGAGUGCUGACAAGGGUGCCCCGCAUCAGAUGACAUCCAAGAUGGCAGCAUCUAGGCAGCCUAUAAGCAACAGUGUAGUAAAGCUGAAGUGAACUCUGCUUUGCCUUGAGACACCAUCUCAGCUAUCUUCUGUAUCCAGCAAAAUGUGUGAACACGGCAGUGCUGCUGUUGAAACUCCUGCUCCUUCUAUGGUACAAAAUGAGGAAAAAAGAGCAGUAUUAGCAGACAUUAAGGUAAAGAAUGAUGAAGUGGAUGGUUAA